UCUCUGAGGGCUAUAUAAGGAUAAUCUUAACAUGGGUGUUCAGAUUUUUCUCUACCCAUCCCUGACCACAGGCCCCCAAAAUAUCGUUAUGCCAACUUGCUCUCUCUUUUUCUUCAUCUCUUCUUCAUAUAUAGACACUAUUUUUUGUUUCUAAAGGCUUACAUCCAAGCAGGAUUUUGUGUCAGAAUUGUUGAUGAAGCUGAAAUCAUCUGAAGAGAUCUGCAUUUCUCAAAACCACCUGGCUCAGUUGCAGACAAAAUAUAUGCCUGGGAACAGAUACAGUUUUAAUUCUUCCACCCCAAGAACAAGAUUGGAAAGACUUUUGAGGGAAAGAGAGCUUAGAAAAUUCAAUCAAUCUUUCAAUCUUACCAACGAGGUCAAAGAUGGGAACAGGGAAGGUGACCCUUUUGGGAAUGACUCAGCAAAUGAAGGUGACAAUGGAGGGGUUCCCAAUGAGGAAGAGUUCCUAGAAGGGUUUACGGCAGGAAGAACAGUUGGUGAUGCAUUUGAAAGGCAGGAUGCACGGCCUUCAAAACAACGUUUGUUGGUAGUGGCCAACAGACUGCCGGUGUCUGCAGUUAGGAAGGGUGAGGAUUCAUGGCAACUAGAGAUUAGUGUAGGGGGCCUUGUCAGUGCAUUGUUGGGCGUGAAAGAAUUUGAGGCCAGAUGGAUUGGUUGGGCAGGGGUAAACGUACCUGAUGAAAUCGGACAGAAAUCACUGGCUAAAGCUCUAGCAGAAAAGAGGUGCAUCCCCGUUUUUCUUGAUGAAGAAAUAGUUCAUCAAUACUAUAAUGGGUACUGUAACAACAUGCUGUGGCCUCUUUUCCAUUAUCUUGGGCUUCCACAAGAGGACCGCCUUGCGACUACCCGCAGUUUUCAGUCUCAAUUUGAUGCAUACAAGAAAGCAAACCAAAUGUUUGCUGAUGUUGUGAAUGAGCAUUAUCAAAAUGGUGAUGUCGUUUGGUGCCAUGAUUACCACCUGAUGUUUCUUCCCAAAUGUUUGAAAGAAUAUAACAUUGAAAUGAAAGUUGGUUGGUUUCUUCACACACCUUUCCCUUCAUCAGAAAUACAUAGGACCCUGCCAUCUCGAUCAGAGCUGUUGAGAUCUGUUCUUGCUGCAGAUUUGGUUGGUUUUCACACAUAUGAUUAUGCAAGGCAUUUUGUUAGUGCUUGCACUCGUAUUCUUGGGCUUGAGGGUACACCUGAAGGAGUAGAGGAUCAAGGAAAGCUGACUCGUGUGGCUGCGUUUCCUAUUGGGAUAGAUUCUGAUCGGUUCAUUCGAGCUCUUGAACUUCCUCAAGUCCAGAAUCACAUAAAAGAGUUGAAAGAGAGAUUUGCUGGCAGAAAGGUAAUGUUAGGUGUUGAUCGUCUUGAUAUGAUUAAGGGGAUUCCCCAAAAGAUAUUGGCAUUUGAAAAGUUUCUUGAAGAAAAUCCCAAUUGGCGGGACAAAGUAGUUCUGCUACAAAUUGCUGUACCAACAAGGACAGAUGUUCCUGAGUACCAAAAGCUCACAAGCCAGGUUCAUGAAAUUGUUGGUCGUAUCAAUGGGCGAUUUGGAACUCUCACUACCGUUCCAAUACAUCAUUUGGAUCGAUCUCUUGACUUCCAUGCAUUAUGUGCACUUUAUGCUGUCACUGAUGUAGCACUUGUUACAUCUUUAAGGGAUGGAAUGAAUCUUGUUAGCUAUGAGUUUGUGGCCUGCCAAGCUUCAAAGAAAGGGGUUCUCAUUCUAAGUGAGUUUGCAGGUGCUGCACAGUCUCUUGGUGCUGGUGCUAUCUUGGUAAACCCAUGGAAUAUCACAGAAGUUGCUGCUUCAAUUGGUUAUGCCUUGAAUAUGCCGGCUGACGAAAGAGAAAAAAGACACUGGCAUAAUUUCAUGCAUGUGACUACUCACACAUCUCAAGAAUGGGCAUUGACCUUUGUAAGUGAACUCAAUGAUACCAUUUUUGAAGCUCAGCUGAGGACAAGACAAGUUCCACCUUUACUUCCAACAAAAGAUGCAAUUGAACGAUAUCUGCAAUCCAAUAAUCGAUUGCUUAUACUGGGCUUCAAUUCUACAUUAACCGAACCAGUAGACAUCCCAGGUAGAAGAGGUGGGCAAAUUAAAGAAAUGGAGCUUAAAUUGCACCCAGAUUUGAAAGAACCCUUGAAGAAGCUUUGUGAUGAUCCGAAGACAACAGUUAUUAUUCUCAGUGGAAGCGACAGGGGGGUCCUGGACGAUAAUUUCAGUGAAUACAACAUGUGGUUGGCAGCUGAAAAUGGGAUGUUUUUACGUCUUACCACAGGAGAAUGGAUGACGACAAUGCCAGAUAAUCUGAAUAUGGAUUGGGUUGACAGUGUAAAGCAUGUUUUUGAGUAUUUUACUGAAAGAACACCUCGAUCUCAUUUUGAGCUUCGUGAGACUUCACUUGUGUGGAAUUACAAGUAUGCAGACAUUGAAUUUGGGAGGCUUCAAGCAAGAGAUAUGUUGCAGCAUCUGUGGACAGGCCCAAUCUCUAAUGCGUCUGUUGAUGUUGUGCAAGGUGGCCGAUCUGUUGAAGUCCGAGCAGUGGGUGUUACAAAGGGUGCAGCUAUUGAUCGUAUUUUAGGAGAAAUAGUUCAUAACAGGGGCAUGAAGGCACCUAUUGAUUAUGUCCUGUGCAUUGGGCACUUUUUGGGGAAGGAUGAAGACAUCUAUACAUUUUUUGAGCCAGAACUUCCUUCUGAACCGGCAGCUGCAGCAAGAACCAAGGUAGUUGAACCUGUCAAAACAUCUGCAACUAAGGUUUCAACCAGUAAAAGUGGGUCCAAGCCAUCUCGCUGUAAGAAACAACAGGCCUCAUCAAGCUUAGAGAAAACAUGCAAUUAUGGGAGUGGAAGCGGGAGUGGUUGGCGGCCUACAAUGCGUCAAAAAACGUCACUGCAUGAGGGUUCAUCAGUUCUUGAUCUCAAGGGUGACAAUUACUUCUCCUGUGCUGUUGGACGGAAGCGAUCAAAAGCCAGAUAUCUCCUUGGCUCAUUAGAUGAUGUUGUUACGUUAAUAAAGGAUUUGGCAGAAUUUUCAAGACCAUGUUGAGCUUAUCUUGUUGCUUUCUGUCUGAAGGUAGAAGCCUUGCACAUCUUGAAUUCUCUGUUACCAGUCUCAUUUUUCCAGCCAUUUGGCAUCCUUCCCUUAUAAUAUGAUACCUAUUUCUCCAAGCUAGAUGGUUUACCAGUCUAUAGAAAUUGAGCUACCGUAUGAAAGGGUAUCAGUUGUAGCAAGAACAUAUUUCCUGAUCAUAUAAAUUACAGAUGGUGUUUUUUGUCAAACAAUUGAGUAGAAAUAAAGUGAUGGGCUUCUAAAGUUUUCUAA
This is a messenger RNA of Vitis riparia (riverbank grape), 3331 nucleotides long. Its product is annotated as alpha,alpha-trehalose-phosphate synthase [UDP-forming] 1-like. Gene Ontology annotation, cellular component: cytosol. NCBI's taxonomy places the organism in Eukaryota, Viridiplantae, Streptophyta, Magnoliopsida, Vitales, Vitaceae. Gene Ontology annotation, biological process: trehalose biosynthetic process. The record is from RefSeq and is a predicted model, not a curated record. Gene Ontology annotation, molecular function: alpha,alpha-trehalose-phosphate synthase (UDP-forming) activity. The coding region runs from base 194 to 3055 and encodes 953 amino acids. The transcript has 18 exons.